CUAGAUGGACGCUGCCCAGUGCUGCCAGUACGAGUAGGUUGCGGGCUCCGGGUCGCUGUUCGCCAUUGCUGUCUGUUCUGCCAUUAUCGUUUUGUUCGGCGGUCCGGUUUAUUAACAAGGUCUUAUUGAUAUUUGACAUUCGAACUGGCAACAAAAAAGUUAUAAAAAUGCAAUACAAUAGUGUGUAUAAUAAUCAGAACAAUCAUAUGUACAGACCACGUCCUGACUGCAACGAACAAUACGGUAAGCAGACAAACUGCUGGACUCCACAGAUGCCAAACGAUUUUGGAGGUCCUAAAAUGGAUUACAGUAACAAAGAUUUCGGUGGACCGAAAAGUUAUACCAAUAAAAGUCAGACGUUUAUGGCUGGGUUAAAAAAUGAUUUUGGUGGACCCAAACUGCAGAGUAUGAAAGCAAAAAAUCCAGGUGAAAGUCUCAAAAAACCAGAUUGGAGUCAAGCCAACAUGCAGCCGUUUAGGAAGAACUUCUAUGUACCACAUGCAAAGAAUAAAGACAGGACCAAGGAGGAAGUAGACAGAUACAGGGAGGAGAAAGAAAUCACAGUUAAUGGCAAUGAUGUACCGAAUCCAAAUCAAGAGUUUGAUGAAGGCAAUUUCCCAGAAUAUAUCAUGAGGGAGAUUCGAAAACAGAGUUUUGCUGAACCCACUGCGAUACAGUCACAAGGGUGGCCAAUUGCUUUGAGUGGACGGGAUAUGGUAGGAAUUGCACAAACUGGUUCUGGAAAGACACUGGCCUACAUGCUGCCCGCCGCUGUGCACAUCAGCAACCAAGAACGUCUUCAGAGAGGAGAUGGCCCCAUUGCAUUGGUACUUGCCCCCACUCGAGAAUUAGCUCAACAAAUUCAAACUGUUGCUCGUGACUUUGGUGCUUCAAAUUCAAUUCGCAACACUUGUAUUUUUGGAGGAUCUCCCAAAGGACCUCAAGCACGCGAUUUGGAAAGAGGUGUUGAAAUUGUCAUAGCCACACCCGGUCGACUGAUUGAUUUCUUAGAGCGUGGAACCACAAAUUUAAGAAGGUGUACUUAUCUGGUGCUUGAUGAAGCUGAUAGAAUGUUAGAUAUGGGUUUUGAACCUCAAAUUCGUAAAAUCAUUGAGCAAAUCAGGCCAGACAGACAAGUUUUGAUGUGGUCUGCAACUUGGCCAAAAGAAGUUCAAGCUUUGGCAGAAGACUUCCUAAAUGACUACAUACAAAUUAACAUCGGUUCACUGAAUCUUGCUGCUAAUCACAACAUCAGACAGAUAAUUGAGAUCUGUGAAGAGUCUCAGAAAGAACAAAAAUUGUCCAAUUUGUUAAGAGAAAUUAUGACAGAACGUACAAACAAGAUUAUAAUUUUUGUUGAAACCAAAAAGAAAGUAGAUGAUAUAACAAAAACAAUUAAAAGGGAGGGAUAUGCUGCAAUUUGUAUUCAUGGUGAUAAGUCACAAGGCGAGCGGGAUCAUGUGUUGAAUGAAUUCAGAUGUGGAAAGUCUUCAAUAUUGGUCGCUACAGAUGUUGCUGCUAGAGGUUUGGAUGUAGAAGAUGUGAAGUAUGUUUUGAACUACGAUUAUCCCAAUUCAUCUGAGGAUUACAUCCAUAGAAUUGGUCGUACAGGUCGUUGUGAUCAAUCAGGAACUGCUUACACCUUCUUCACUCCUGGUAACAGCAGACAAGCUCGUGAGUUGGUAGCUGUUCUUGAAGAGGCAGGACAAAGUGUACCUCCAACACUCAUGGAAAUGGCCCGCACAUCAUUCAAUGGAAAAGGUUCUUCAAACCAAACAAAAUCUAACUUUCACAAAAGGCAAUUGCCACAAUCGCAAACAAAUAAUUUUAAUUCGCCAGGGCGCAACCGAUGGCAGCAGAAUAAUAACCGUAACAAGGACAAUGGAGCCAUGAUGAUGGGAAAACCGAUGAACAACCAGUGGAUCAAUCCAAGUCAUCAGGAGUAUCAACCCAUGAGACCGGGAAGUGGUGCACCCAGGUUCAAUAAUCCAAUGGGAAACCACAUGCGCAAUCCACACAACGGAGGAGGAAUGGAGCAUAAUGGAUAUCAACCAAGAAAUAAUGGUUAUCAGAAGAGCUAUCACAACCAAAACAUGAAUGGAGCCGGUGGUUACCAGAGUAAUGGUUACCAAAGCAAUGGCUAUCAGAAUAAUGGACCAAGAAAUUAUGGAAAUCGUGGUUAUAAUCCAUCAGGAGGACCAAACCCACGCUACAACCGUAACCAAUCAAAUGGCCAAUCAAAUUCCCAAUUUGUAGCCAAUGGUGGUGCUUCAGUUCCUCAGGGCCAUGCCAGUCCACAGCCUGCAGCAGGCAUGUAUGGUAUGCUAGCACCCGCUCCUGGCGUCGGAGCUCAUCAUGGACAUCAUGCUUAUGUUAUGGGUGCUCCCGGAGCUCCAGGUGCUGGAAGUGAUGCAGGAAUUCAGAGCAUAUUAAGCAACAAAUUCUUCCAGACCGGUCGCGGUGCUCAGAGCAAUCCCUGUGCCUUCCAAUCAAUGGCACCUCCAUCAGUACCGUACGGUCAAUUUGCUCCUGUCCAGCAAGCGGCCUAUUACCACCAGUACACGGCUGCCCCUCCAACGGCCGCAGUUCAACAAUAAGCAAGACAAUUUGCUUAUUUCACAAACAAGAUAAGUGAAAUAGUACUAUAGAAAAACUAACAGCUAAUUAAUUGAUGACUUGACAGUAAAAUGGUUAUUCCUGGUGACAUUUACUUUUCAAACGGUAAUUUUAAUAAAAAAAAAACAAGGGCAGUUGCUGGUUGAAUGAAACUGAAAAUUAUAAUUAACAUUAAAUUAAAUAUCUUGAUGAGAUUUCAUAAAAGUCGUCAAGAUUUAAAUUAAAGAAAUUUGGAAGUUGAUAAUUAUUUCUAUCCAAGACAGAAGGCGGCAAAUGGUGGUCCAUCUGUGUGCCCCCAACCUACAACCUAAAUUAAGUUUAUAUGUAAUUUUUUGGAAAUCUUUUCUAGUGUUUAGUGAUGUUAUUUGUUCGUUAUCAAUAAAACAUUGCAACAAAAUCGUACCAAAGGCGCACGAUUUCAGUUUGUCAAUGUCGAUCGUUUCGGUUCAAUUUAAUAGUUUUCAUUCUACUUAUGUCAUCGUGCGCUUUUAUUGAGUUGUGUUUAGUCAUCAAACGAAAUUAGAUUUAUUUUUAGUUAGGACUGUCAUUUUUUCAAGAACUUAUUUUCACAUUCCGACAUUCUUUUUGCAAAAUCUCCAACUGUAGCUGUUUGUCAUAUUGAACAGAAGGAGGACGGCUUGAUUUAUUAUCUUUUUCGAAAAUCGAGCGUCGUCUUUGAAUAAUUACGUAUUUGUGUUUAAUUUUUGGUUUUGAUACAGAUUUCUUAGUGUGUAAGGGUAUAUAUAUUAUAAAUAUGAAAUUCAAAACUUAUUGUAUAUGUGUAGAAAUUUAGUUUGUGUGUUGUAUGCUGUUGAAAUGCACGAAACUAAUAGAAGGUGUAAAACGAGUAAUGUUUUCAUACAUAUAGCAGAUAAAUAAUUUAUUCAAAUGUUUCUACAAUAAUCUGCUGCGUACGAUUAUUAUAAUUUUAGAUCUAAGAUUUUUCUUUUAAAUCCUUUCCAAAAGAAAAAAACAGUUUUUAAUCGCUAACUGUAUUUGUGGUAGUCGAAAGCUUAUCAUUGCUAAGUUGAAGGUGAGAUAUUUUAUAUGUAUACCGCGCGAAUGCUGUGUAUAAGGGGGAUUUUUUGGGAUAAGGGGCUUGAGGGGUAACACCACAGUAACAGACUCGAAAAGUUAUUAUUGAGCAUUAAAUGAAAAAUUCGACAAGAUUAAUUGUUUUUAAACUUGUAAUCUUUUUAACAGUGCAUAUGUCUCUUUUUUCUUCCCAUUUAAUAGUUUCAUACUAGAGCAUCCUUAUUUUGGCUGUUAAAACCAUGUUUGGACUUGAAAAUUUAGACAAUUUGUAAAAUAUUAAUCUAAUAAUCUAUAAUAGUCUCUAAUUAAGUUUUGACUUAAUAAAUUUACAUAAAUGCUUAAUAAUGACUUAUUUUUGUGGAUUUGAGAGACUAGAAGCUAUCGUUUUUAUUUACAAUGAAACUUGUUAAUAUUAAUUUUUUUACUGUGGUGUUACCCCUUAAAUUUUCUCUAGCGAGUUGGUCGAUACAUAAGUUAAGUCGAAUCUGGCUCUAGUUUUUAAAUCGGUCGGAUCAAUGAUAAAUAAAUAAUAUGAAUGGUGUGUGUUGAGCAAAUUUUAUCAUUUUCAUAUAGAGUGCUGGCUGAGAUGUUUUUUAUUCGAGAGAAAAAUUCCAAAUUUCAUAGUAUUUAUAUAACUGUAAGGAUAAGAUCAUUUUAUCCAUGUUUAAUUUUAAAUUGAAGAUAAUUUAUUUUGAUGGGGGUGGACGAGAAAUGUUAUUGUAAUGCUACGUUGCGGAUCUAUCUAUCAAAAAGCUAUAUAUUUAUAAAUAAAACCUAACAUCAUGUAUGUGUUAUCAAUGAGACAUCAAAAGGUUGCACCUAUGACAAAGUUAUUUGUCGUUUGUGCGUUUUGGAGGUUAGGUUUUAUAUGUAAAUCUUUGAUGGCACAUCAAAUUCAUAGCUUUUUGACGAAGUUGGUCCCGUAACAUGCGUUUCUAUAACAUUUUCUGUUUUAUCCGAGAAUCGAACCCAUUGUUUGCAUUUAUGGUGUAGCAUCACAUUUUUAUUUCAAAAUUAAAAUUUUAUUCUUUCAUAGUAUAUUUAAGUUGAGAUCUGUUUUUGCAAAUAUUCUCUGCAGCGGAUUUUCAACUUAAAUUUGGCGUUGAUAUUGUGAUGAGCGCUCUGAUUCCUUUACUAAAACCAUUAUAUUAUAUUAUACUAAGUGAGUAAUAUCAUUGAUAAAUAAAUAUAAUAACGUUAAGCGUUUGGAUACAUUCUGUAUAUCCUCGUGUACUUAGCCUAUCUACAUAUAUAUACGUAUUUUCAGUCGCUUGAGCAGCCAUUGAAAACUGAGUGAACGAAAGAAGUUCUCAUCGUUAAUGUAAUAAUCGAUUAGAUAACAGAAACUAAUCUUGUUUUGGCUGUGAAAAGAAAAUCUCUUUAUUGCAACCUAUAUAUGAAUACAUUUCUUAGUACUAAAGUAUUUAUUAGAGAGGAUAAAAAAAUUAUUAAACGAGCAUAUGUUUUUAUAUACUCAAGUUUUGCCAAAUGCUUUCCCCCGGGGCUCUCUUUAAGAAUAUUAAGGAUUGAAAAUGGAAAGUCAAUUUAAUUUUAAAUAAUUAAUCCUUUACAAUGCAAUCAAUUAUAUAAAGCAAUUUGUGCACAGACAAAGUGCAAACGAUAUAUAGGAGUUAAUGAGAAGUUACAGAAUUAGAUUGUUUUUUGCACCUGUGCAAAAUUUUGUAAACCUAAACUCGAGACCUUUACUAAAGGUCUUACUAAAUCUGUGAUAUGUCAUCUUGACUUUAUAUAAACGAGUUAACAAAACAAAAAGUGAUUUAUAAAGUUGUUAGCUUUGGUGGCAAUCGAGGACUUUGAUUGCUCAAAAAUCAUUUUCUGAAAUAUAGAUUAGUAGUUGCAUUACGAAACGUAUAUAUAUAUAAAUAUUAAAAACAAAAAUUAAAAGCAUACAAUGAUAAAUUAUUGUGAGAUUGAUGAAAGUAUCAAAUGCGCGAGAAAGACUUAACCACAUUUAUUUUGUGUAGGAGGAAAAGGAAGACUUUUAUAUGAUUUUUCCUGUUUUGUAUAUUAAUUUAUUAAUCUGAACAUAUAAUAUAAUAUGCGAUAGAAAACGAAA
This is a messenger RNA of Ctenocephalides felis (cat flea), 5728 nucleotides long. RefSeq names its product DEAD-box ATP-dependent RNA helicase 20-like. Gene Ontology annotation, molecular function: RNA binding; ATP binding; RNA helicase activity. The record is from RefSeq and is a predicted model, not a curated record. Bases 168 to 2597 code for a protein of 809 amino acids. Gene Ontology annotation, cellular component: nucleus; cytoplasm; ribonucleoprotein complex. NCBI's taxonomy places the organism in Eukaryota, Metazoa, Arthropoda, Insecta, Siphonaptera, Pulicidae. The transcript is spliced from 9 exons.